This is a messenger RNA of Diorhabda sublineata, 2809 nucleotides long. RefSeq lists its product as uncharacterized. Gene Ontology annotation, cellular component: transcription factor TFIIIC complex. The record is from RefSeq and is a predicted model, not a curated record. The coding region runs from base 73 to 2511 and encodes 812 amino acids. The transcript is spliced from 7 exons. NCBI's taxonomy places the organism in Eukaryota, Metazoa, Arthropoda, Insecta, Coleoptera, Chrysomelidae. Gene Ontology annotation, molecular function: protein binding; histone acetyltransferase activity. Gene Ontology annotation, biological process: transcription initiation at RNA polymerase III promoter.
AUAAAUGAAGCUUAUUAUAACCUAUAAGUUUGUUUAUGUAUUUCGGAGUAAUGAAUAUAAUUAGUUACAAAAAUGAGUGUUCAGUUCAAAUUGUUAGAUCAGUUUAAAUUAUUAAAUCAUUUAGAUUUGAAUUUUGCUUGCGAUUAUUCAGAGGAUCAUCGAUUUUUUAUUAUAAAUGAUACAGGAAUAUACAUUCUUUCUUUUACUGGAAAUCUUACACAAGAUUCAUCGACAUUUUCAUGCAAAAAGCAACAUAUAAAAGUUAGUACUUUUACACCAUCGCAAUGUAUUGAUAUAGAUAUAAACAGUUUUCAUACAAAAUUACUUAGAGAAGAUGUAUAUGAUAUUGUCAUGAAAAUUGAAUAUUCUGCUACUUUAAAUAAUACUAAACCUGUGAAUCCUGUUCCAAUUUGUGCUAAGUGGUCUCCUAAGGGGCUAGCAGAUGGAACAGAAUGCUAUUUAGCUGUAUUGACAAAUCUACACAGCUUAGAAGUUUAUAUGAAGUAUUUGAAUAAUAAUGAACAGAUUAAAUAUGCAAUCAUUUCAAAUGUAUCUGAAUCAAUUGUAUUAACAGAAAAAUUGAAGUGGAGUUGCGCUAAUCGCUUACCAAUUGCAGUGAAGUUGGCAGAAUAUAAGAAAAGAAUACAUGCUGUAUCACCUACAGCAUUUACAUGGAGUCAUCUUAUUAGGUUUGAUAAAAAUUAUGCAUCUAUCAUAUUUACUGGACAUAUUAAUGGUGAUAUUACAGCUUGGAGAUUAUGUGCUGCACAUUUUUGUGAGAACAUGCAGUCCAAUGUUCAUUUUUUAGGAAGAUAUAAUUCUCAAUUAGAAAGAAUUACAAAUAUGCAAUGGCAUCAAAGUAGUAGUAAUGGUGGUGCUCUAUUUUUCUCUGACAACAAUGGGAAAAUGAAUGUUGUUCAUGUGAUGAAUUUAAAUGAAGAACUGGCAGUUUUUGACAAAGAACAAUCGAUUAUUAGUGAAGCGGAUAAAGUUAGAGUCGAAAAAAUUGACAUUAUAAAAUAUAACAAUUCAACUUUUAUAUUAGUAGCAAAACAAAGAGUUUUAAUCAUUCUUGGAAUAGAUACAUUUGGAGAAAUUUUUGACAUUGUAUCUGUUUGCAUUCAAGAUUACUUCAUAACAGGUAUACAACAGAUAAGCGAAAACAAGCUGUUGGUACUAUCAUUGCCUGGAAUAUUAACAGAACUGGAUAUAAGCGUUUUUAACAAUAAAAUAGCCAUAGAACAGAAAAAUAUAUCAAUCAAAAACGAUAUGGACAAAUAUCGCACUCAUGGUUGUUUCUUUUCUAAAAAUAAAGUUUUGUUUUUUGUUGUUGCAUAUCCAUGGGAUUUACAAAGUUUUUCUAAAUCGAAGUCUUAUGUUAAUGUAUUUGUAUAUCACAAUGUGAAAAUAAAUCCCUUCGAUUUAUUAUGGAAUAAUAAUACCGAUACAAUUAGAGAACACUGGGAUUGUUUUGAAACACUUAGGAUAAAUUGUAUUAAAGAAAAAAGAUUCCCAUGGUUGGGUUUACCAUUGGCUUUAAAUUAUGAUACUUUAUCUCUAACAAAACUAAAAACAUUGAGAUUAAUAGCCAAACUCUCUGAAAUGAUUUUCAGUCUAAUACCAGUUGUCAAGAAUUACAAUAUAAAACCCUUUAUUCUUCUACAUUAUUUAGUAUCAAUAAAAUUGGUAACACAGAGAAUGACAAUGCUACUAAAUAAAAGUAUCAAGAACAAAUUAACCGAUUUCCAAAUGCAUAGUUUGUAUAUACAAAAUGUUUUCCUAAAGGAGAUGGUAGCAAAAAAUAUUUUACCCAAAGCUAAAGUUGGAAAAACAUUCAUCAAUGAGAUGAAGUCAGUUAUGGAGAUUGCCAACGAAAUGGAAUAUCCCGAGCCAUUAACUUGUGUAUGGUGUGGAGACAAUGUUAGGACUUUCCAAGAAAUUUCUUCACUGCAGAUUUGUAUGUUUUAUCCAUAUUUCAUGACAUUGUUUACUUUGUCUAAAAAAAUAUUUUUUUUUAUAUUUUUUUAUAUUUUUCUUAACGAACACUCACAGAUCAUGGGUCCUUUGUGUUUUCCGCCCCAUGUAGAUACCCGAUGCUGCUUUUCUAUGGUGCCAAUAUUCAUCUUAUUUGAUUAUAAAUGUCCCCAUUGCAAGGCCGUAGCCCAUAAAUCAGUCGAAGAGGAAUAUUCUCAAAUAUUUUGUCCGUAUUGUGAUAUAGCCAUGGAAAAAUUUUACUUUACAAAUGAUCAAUUGAAAAAACGGUUCCAACAGUUUGAACUAGAGAUGUCAAAAGACAGGAGAAGCGACUGUUUCAAAGAUUGUACACAAGAAGAUAUACAAUUUGAAGAUAUCGACGAUAACGCUACCGAGUAUGUUAUACUUAGUGACAGUGAGGAUGAAACGGAAAAUACUCUAAAAGGAAUAUAUGAAGAAUUUUCAAAGGUUAAAGUCCACGAUGAUUUGUCAGAGUCCUUUCAAGACGAAGAUGAAGAAGUUAGGUCGUCGCAUUGAUAGGAGCUUGGUAUUCUGUCAAACCGCAAUGACGAGCUAUCUACACAUUUAUCUACUGACAGCUGACCGUGAUAAAACAUGAAAAUAAUAUUUCUUAAUUGGAUCAUUGAUUUUAUCGAUCAGAAUCAAAGAUAUCCAACUAAAAUAGAUCAAUUCAUUCAUAAAUUCAAAAAAGCAAUCAGGGAUGAAAUUAUAAUGUUUUAAAUUGGUAACAUUUUCUCACUAUAACCUCGAUUUCAUGUCUUUGUCUUUCAUUUCAAUAAGUUGUCUUUAUUUAAUAAAAAUCGAUAAUUAUCGU